Capsella rubella is the source of this 3257-nucleotide messenger RNA. Its product is annotated as protein ALWAYS EARLY 1. The record is from RefSeq and is a predicted model, not a curated record. The coding region runs from base 115 to 3030 and encodes 971 amino acids. Gene Ontology annotation, molecular function: DNA binding. The transcript has 18 exons. Gene Ontology annotation, biological process: DNA-templated transcription; regulation of cell cycle; regulation of transcription by RNA polymerase II. Gene Ontology annotation, cellular component: transcription repressor complex; nucleoplasm. Lineage: Eukaryota; Viridiplantae; Streptophyta; Magnoliopsida; Brassicales; Brassicaceae.
UCUCUUCUUCGUCUUCUACUUUCUCCGAGUCGCGUUCCUGUGUGGCUUUCGUCGGCGAUUCUUAUUGAGCUGUGUUUAAUCGAUCGGGUUCACGGGUUCGUUGGAAUCAGUAUUAUGGCGCCCAGUAAGAAGUUGAAGAGUGUGAACAAGCGCUUCACCACUGAAGCUUCUUCAGAUAUCAAUGUUGGGAGCUCAUCCAAAACCAAUCAACGAAAGAAGAAACUGACUGACAAGUUGGGACCUCAGUGGACCAAAGGAGAGCUUGAGCGUUUCUAUGAUGCUUAUCGGAAGCAUGUGGGUGACUGGAAAAAGGUAGCUGCUGUUGUGCGGAAUAACCGGUCUGUUGAGAUGGUGGAAGCUCUUUUCUCUAUGAAUCGGGCAUACUUAUCCUUGCCCGAGGGAACUGCGUCUGUAGCUGGCCUCAUUGCAAUGAUGACUGAUCAUUACAGCGUCAUGGAGGGGAGCGAAAGUGAAGGAGAAGACCAUGAUGCUUCUGGAGUACUGACCAAACAUCAGAAGCGCAAACGUGCUAAAGUUCAGGCUAUUGAUUUUCAGGAAGAAGCUAUUCCACCACAUUCAGUUGCAUCAACAGAAGGAUGCCUCUCACUACUGAAGCAGACACAAGCUUUUGAAAAAAGGCAACGUGCCACUGGGAAGCGUACACCAAGGUUUCUUGUAGCAAUUACAUACGAGGGGGGUGGUAGAGAAGAUUCUACUCCAUCAAAUAAAAGAGCCAAGAAACAACUUGAUCCCGUUGAUGAUGCAUCAAGAAGGGGAGGAGGAGGCUCUCCAUAUAAAAGAACAGAACUCAGUGGCAGCACACCAGUUAGGCUUGGAAAGAGGUUACAAGCACAGGAAGCUCAAUCCAAGCACCCCGAUAGUUGCAUGUUUGAGAAUAGGGUGAGAAUAAGCCGAGAUAAAAGGCAUAAAAAGGGACCUGCUGAUAUAGACGAUGCAUUGUUGAUGGAUAUGGUUCCCCAGAAGGGGAAAACUGUGAGAGUUGAAGAAGCAGAAGGAAUUGAUGAUGAUGAUGAUUAUGCAAUACAAGGUCUGAAUGCAUUGGCUGAUCUUUCAGCUUCACUGGCUCCGAGUGGUUUGAUUGAAUCAGAAUCAUCUGCACGGAGGGAAGAAGAAAGAAUAGCGAACAACGUGGGUGAGAAAUCUAGCACACUGGAAACCGUGUUCACAAGCCAUCACAGAGAAAAAGCAAAACAAGUAGGACCAGAAGACGGUCUCCUACAUGAAGUUUCAGCCGCAGAUAAAAGAAAACCGAAGCCUGUGCAGGAACCCGUUGAUGGUAAUGCUGUUUCCGUCGGGGAUCUUGGCACUUCAAAAAGAAAACGUAAACCAAAGUUUCAGGUGCUAGAUGUUGAAGUUUCAGAAGAGUCUAUUCAGACCAAAUCUCUAUUUACUAAGGAAUCGGCUGAAGAUGAUAACUUGAAGACUCUGGUCAAAGCAAGACCUGCUAGUGAAGGUCCAGCGAAUCAGCUGAAAGCUGCAAAGACCUCGGAAGAAUCUUCUUUAACUAGUGAUAAGAAUAUAACUGGACCGGAUGCAGUAGUUUCAGCUUCACAAGGUUCAGCGGAUCCAGUGGCUUUUCCACAGAAACGUCCAGACAAGCGUAAGAUGAGUUUGAAGAAAAGUUUACAACAAAGAGCUAUAUCUUCUGAAACCACUCAUGACAAGACACGUAGUUUCGAAAAGUUGUCAGAACAUGAAUUACUACAGGAGAAAGUUUCGACUUGUCUGUCAUAUCCAUUGGUACGUCGAUGGUGCAUAUUUGAAUGGUUCUACAGUGCUAUUGACUACCCCUGGUUUGCAAAGACAGAGUUCACUGAUUAUUUAAAUCAUGUGGGUCUCGGUCAUGUUCCAAGACUUACUCGUCUUGAAUGGAGUGUCAUUAAAAGUUCCCUCGGAAGACCUCGGAGAUUCUCUGGGAGAUUCCUACAGGACGAGCGGGAUAAACUCCAACAAUAUCGUGAAUCUGUGAGAAGGCAUUAUACAGAGCUCCGUGGAUGUGCUAGGGAAGUGCUUCAUACAGAUUUGGCCCGGCCUUUAUCAGUCGGGAAUAGAGUCAUUGCCAUCCAUCCUAAAACGCGGGAAAUUUGUGAUGGCAAGAUUCUUACUGUGGAUCAUGACAAGUGCAACGUUCUGUUUGAUGAAUUGGGAGUUGAGCUAGUCAUGGACAUUGACUGCAUGCCCUUAAAUCCAUUAGAAUACAUGCCAGAGGGUCUGAGAAAGAAAAUCGAUAAGUGCUUGUCUAUAAGUAAAGAAGCACAGCUUAACAGACACUCAAACUCUGAUGCAUCUCUUCUGUUCUCUCCUCCUGUGCUUGAAAAUGUCAAAUUUUCAAAGAAUUCUCCUGCCAAACAGGAUGACAUCAGCGAGCCAGUUUUGUAUAAUCAAGAGUUAGCAACCAACACUUCUGAUCAAUCUGUCAAAACCAAUAGCCAAACAAGAGGAACUGAAAUUCAACGACCUCUGACACUGCAGCGUACUUCAGAUGAACAGGAAAUGGAGCCAGAAAUUAUUGAAAUUGUCAGUGGUUCAAAGUCGAUAGCGCAAGAAAUGGUGGAUGCAGCUAUGAAGGCUGCAUUGUCGGAGAAGAACAACAACAGCAAUGAAGACUCAGGAAAUAUGGUCCAACAAGCUUUAAGCUCAAAUGGCAAACAUCAGCCACUAGACAACUCUUUAGUGUCUGGUAUCAAGCAUCAACAGCAUACCAAUGGCAGCUUGGAUCAUCAUCCCUCAAACACAGCAGAGCCGAGUAACGGUAUCAUAUCACAAGACGGAUCAGGGAAAAAGAAAACGCCAAUGCCUUCAGAGCUUAUCACCUCUUGUGUUGCAACUUGCCUCAUGAUUAAGAUGUGCACAGAGAAGCAGUACCCACCAGCGGAUGUGGCUCAGCUGAUGGAGACAGCAGUGAGUGGCUUGCAGCCACGGUGUCCACAGAACAUGCCGAUCUACAGAGAAAUUGAGACAUGCAUGGGAUUGAUUAAGACUCAAAUCAUGGCUCUUGUAAGAACAUGAAAACAUGUCAUAAUUAACCUGACAUGUCCAAGAUGUUGUUGAUAUGAGAUUUAAUUGUUUGGAUUUUGUAGAGGUUAGUUUAGUUUUUUAGGUAGUUAAUAAGUUGAAACAGCUCUAAAAGCUCUUGUUAAUUGUUUGCCAUUGAUUCUGUAACUUUGGAGCUGUUUCUUUCUCAGUUUUGUCUCUUACUACCCCAUUUAUAAUAAAUCAUAUGCUUCGUUAACAUA